Molecule: messenger RNA, 1561 nt
Organism: Aricia agestis (brown argus)
Lineage: Eukaryota; Metazoa; Arthropoda; Insecta; Lepidoptera; Lycaenidae
Product: heterogeneous nuclear ribonucleoprotein 87F-like
Exons: 6
Coding region: 122-1078 (318 amino acids)
Molecular function (GO): RNA binding
Source: RefSeq, a predicted model, not a curated record
CUGUCCAUGACGCCGACCGACAUUUUCUUUUUGGCGUGGCAGUUGGCAAGAGAAGUUGUGUAGCAAACUAUAUAUUAUUUUCAGUGUUAGUUAUUUGUAGAAUUUAUUAAAUUUUAUAAAAAUGAGACCGCAAAAUGGCGACGAUGGCUAUGACGAGCCGGAGGUCCACCGUAAGAUUUUUAUCGGAGGAUUGAAUUAUCGUACGAAUGAUGAUUCACUGAAGGAGCAUUUCGAGAAAUGGGGGGAAAUCGUCGACGUGGUCGUAAUGAAAGAUCCCAAGACCAAGCGGUCGCGUGGUUUUGGUUUCAUUACCUAUUCCAAGGCUCACAUGGUGGAUGACGCUCAGAACAACAGACCGCAUCGUAUCGACGGACGUGUCGUUGAAACUAAACGAGCUGUUGCCAGACAAGAUAUCAAAAACCCUGAGGCCGGUGCAACAGUCAAGAAAUUGUUCAUCGGAGGAAUCAAAGAUGACCAUGACGAAGAUCAACUUCGGGAAUAUUUCUCAGCUUAUGGCAAUGUACAAAAUGUCAGCAUCGUUACAGACAAGGCCACGGGCAAAAAGCGAGGAUUUGGCUUUGUUGAAUUUGAUGACUAUGAUCCCGUUGAUAAGGUUUGCUUAAAUGCGCCUCACAAAAUUGGUGGUAAACAAUUGGACGUCAAAAAAGCCCUUCCCAAGGAUGGUUCAGACCAGAGAGGAGGAAGACAGGGUGGUGGAAGGAACGACAGCUGGGGAGGCGGUGGCGGUGAAUUCUCUACAGGUGGCUACGGAAACAACCAAGGGGGAUGGAACAACUCCAAUCCUUGGGAUAACAACCAGGGAGGAGGAUGGGGUGGUAGCCAAGGGGGUGGUUACGGAGGCGGUGGUAACCAGAGAGGAGGAGGUGGUGGUGGCGGAUGGGGAAAUCAGGACUUUGGCAAUUAUAACCAACAGAGUUACAGCGGGGGCCCAACUCGUAACCAACAAUAUGGCAAUAGCAGAUCAGCUCCCUACAAUGUGAAUCAGGGAGGUGGCGGCGGCGGUGGCUACAGCGGUGGCAACUAUGGGGGUGGACAGGGCAGAGGCGGCCGAUUCUAAGUCUCUGAGGUUUCGUGCUAAGUACACUAGUAGUGCAGAGUAUAUCGUGCUAGUGUAGGCAGUACGCUCCGGAGCACUAGUUACAUCAUGGUCUACAAUCGGAGACCAACUAGGAGAAGCCGUCAGGAAAAACGUCUUAGUUCAUCUCUUAGAAAAAUUAUCAUAAUAGAUUAGUUACGAAUAAGUACUGAUAUUUUAAGAUGGUCUGCUAUUUAUUGUUGUACUUGGGUACAGACAUUAUGUUUAAGAAAUAGUUUGUGAAAGUAAUCUUUUCUACGGUAUAUAAGUACAACUUAGGUUAACAUGUAAGAGAUUUUGCAUUAGAAGCUAGAUAAAGAUAAGAUGUGACAUUUACUUUAUAUAGAUCAUGACUCAUAAAAUCCCCGGACUAACUCAGUAUUAAGUUCUCAAAUGUUAUGGAUUUGUAUAGGAUUAAAAUUGAAUAUUUAGGUUUAAUGUGAAAUAAAUUUUUUAAUAUCAAAC